Messenger RNA from Homalodisca vitripennis (glassy-winged sharpshooter), 6106 nucleotides. RefSeq names its product nuclear pore complex protein Nup205-like. The record is from RefSeq and is a predicted model, not a curated record. Gene Ontology annotation, molecular function: structural constituent of nuclear pore. Gene Ontology annotation, biological process: nuclear pore organization. The transcript is spliced from 33 exons. The coding region runs from base 148 to 6033 and encodes 1961 amino acids. Lineage: Eukaryota; Metazoa; Arthropoda; Insecta; Hemiptera; Cicadellidae. Gene Ontology annotation, cellular component: nuclear pore; nuclear pore inner ring.
AAUACGAAAGAAGAACGAGUUGAAAAUGUGUUGAUUUGGUGACGGUUGGUGGUUAUUAGAGUUUCCCGCGAGAUACAUUUAAUGAUAUUUCCAAAACAAAAUAAUUAAAAAUCUGUGCCAAAUUUGCGGUCAGCAAAGAGUACACCUAUGGAAGUCUCAACAAAUGAAGAUUUGUGGACACCAUUCAAAGAACUACAGAGUCUAGUCGAGAGGGCAGUAAGCAGUGAAGAUGACUCAAUUUUGGAUCCACUUCAGAAAGCUUUACAAAAGCAUAAACAGAAUUUUUUAACCCUUCUAAAAAACCCUCCCAAGAAUGGCAAGGCAAGAGAAGAGCUGGAAAAGGCUACAACAGAGGGUAUCCGCCUGGGUGGAUUGGCACAUCAAGUGCUACCGCAGGAGCUGGUGGAUGAAAUCAUCAUCAUCUCAGACAUGUAUGAUCUCAAUGAGUACAUGGUCUUGGAUCUGCUCACUACAGCCCAACAACAGAUGCCCUAUCACCCCGGUCUGACUCGUGGCCUGGUAGCUGUGCUACUAUACUACGAUGGACGCAAAGCACUGGUCACUGCGCUGAGGAUCUUACUACAGGCCAGGCACGGACUACUGUGGACAGUAGAAGCUGCUCCGGAGAUAACCCAUUAUGUCACUACUUACACCAAAGAUUUACUUGACAACGAUCUCAUUGUGAAAGUGCUUGGAGUGUUGGCAUCACUGGAUCUGGCCAAAGAAGUGGAGUUACUGCAGAAUAAUAGAGCAUUGGGAGGCCCCAGACACCAUCAGCAGGUGGUGCAACUGUAUCAGGACAUCAGACAGCAGUUGGCAGACGUUGUUUACCUGACAGCUGCUCAGAAUGGACUGGCCAAGGAGCCCACAGAUUGCCUCAUAGAGCAACUGCGGGUGACCAAACUGCAGGCUGACUCCAGUGGAGGAAUUGAUGGUGUUACACUUGCCCUACAGAUGGCACUGCUCUAUGUGUUAGAUGUGGGUAUCUUGCAGCGCCGUGAAGACGGAGAAGAACUGCUAGAGAAGAUGCCUCUGAUAAGUGACCCCAGAUUCAUGCCUGGCCUGCUGAAAGAGUUCUCCCCUCGUUUAACAGACAAAGUUUGGCAGUGUGAGGGUCUCAAGGCUCUUACUCAGCUGACCUUAGCAGUGACACUCACCUCGUUACGAGUGGCCCCUCCCAAUAUCCAGCCUCAAGGUGUGUAUGAAGAAGAUGAAAUAUUAAUAGACAGUGCGAUUAACCUGAAAGUGUUUCAGUUUUUGAAUAACACUUUUCUGCUGAACGAAACAAUCCAUAAAGAGGAGUUUUAUUUACGGAGACUGCACAACCUCCUGACUGACUUCAUCAUUCAAAUGCCAUUGAAAUUGAAAGAGCUCCGUAACAAAGCUGAAGAUGCUGCCAAGACUUACAACGCUUACAUGCAGGAAGGGCUGGAUCCCCCCAGUAACCUGUCACGGAGCCUGGAGCAGCUAUGGCUAUCACUGUCUCGGUUGUAUGGCAGUGACCCAUUGUGCCUAGAACUCGAGCUGGACUAUUGGCCGGGUGAGGGUGUGGCUCAGACCUAUGCCUACCGCACGCCCCCGCGCCAAGUAUCACUGUACAAGUUUGUCCGCCAAAGUUCCGAGGGACUGCCACCCACGCUGUUUGUUCCUUACAUGAAGAUGCUGGCAUCCUUGGUGUCCUGUCAAUCAGCGGCCCGCCAGGCCUUCAAUCUCCUCAAGGUCAACAAUAAACAGUCCACGAUCACCUGGGACCACUUCUUCAACUCUCUUAACAAGUACUAUACCAGUUUGAGGCAGGAGUUGCCCCCCAUGACUGACACAGUGUACCGACAUCGCAGCUACCCGAAGGGCAUCACUCCACUGGAGAUUCAAGGGCUACAAUCUGUCCUUGCCCUUGUCCGCACAGUAGCAGAACACGAUCAGAUGUCUCGUCUGGCUCUCUGUGAAAACGCUGCCUGGGCUCCUCUCUCUCUGCUCCUGGGUCUGGUCACCUGCUCCAUCCAGAUCAACCUGAAGGCUGAAAUGCUUCUGACUCUAGCUGCCCUCGCCAAGUCUCCGGCCACAGCCGCCACACUCUGGCAUAACCUAGAGGCCUCCCAGAUAUUGGCCACUGUACCCAGCACUAGCAGCUACCAGCCCAGAGGCAUACAGACAGAGCUAGAGGAAGUAGAGUGCCGCAAUGAGGAGUUUCCUUUGACGCGAGCCAUGCUGAAGCUGCUGGACGUGCUGACUGAUGUGCCAGUACCAAAACUGUUGGGCGUUGGUACACGUACUCCUGGCUUUGACCCCUACUUGACCUUUGUGUUGCACAAUGUGUUUCUGCGCUUUAACAAUCGAUCCUAUAAGAGUAUCCAGGAGAAGUGGGAGGUAUGUAGCAGCUGUCUCCACCUGCUGGUUAAGUUCCUGACGCAGUAUGAGCCCAAGGUCGAGGACUUUGUCACCACUAAGGUUCAGCUGCAGGGGGGAGGUUCCACAUCCAUCAACCCUCCCCCAGGGUAUCAUCUGAUGGCCCAACUGUGCUCCAAGUCUGAACUGUUCAGGCUGAUAAUGAUGCUGAUCGACGAAGGUUGCCACAUGCUGGACAGUCACACCGUGUUCGCUGGUAAGGCUUCCAUGGAAGCUGCGACACUAUUGUGUCUGCGUGCACUGGACACAGCCUUGCGUCUGCAGCAGCGAUACCUGGUUGCUCUCAGCGCUGCGGCUAGCUCCCUACUGCUGACAGGACUUAAUAAACUACUGCUCGGCAUCAACUCCCGCACUGGCAAGCCUGACCAUCUCUUAAACAUUGCCAAAUACGUCACAUACAACAGCUGGUUGCCUUCUCAUUCCCUGUAUGCUGUUCGGAUCUUCCUGGCCGUCACCAUGUAUCCUGUACAGCAAUCACACAUUGUAUCUGUGCUGACUGCCACACACCAGCUGUCUAUACACAUCCGCCAUGGGUUUGUUGAAUGUCUGGAAUCUGAUGACGAGCUGCCAUCGGAAGAUGACGAAGAGAUGAGUGAGGUGGGUAAGACGAAGGAAGCCAUCCUCAAGUUACUGUUGCAGUGCCUGGGCCACACUCCCCCCAACCUAGCACAUUACCUCCUGGGCUUUGAGUUAGAGAAGGAUGUUAGUCUCACCAACUUCCAACAACCAGGUGUCUUGGGAUUCCCACUGACAUGUCUUCACUCUGUAAUGUCUUUAUUGAGUGCUUCCCUUCGCUCACACUCAGACGUCACCUCACCCUCCAUCAACCCCCGGCUCACCGAACUGUGCUAUCGACUCAUCUACUCUUUAGCAGCCAAUGUCCGCACAUCAGAGCCCACUCUUCGCUUCCUACGCUCCUCGGGAGACUUUGUCCAGAGACACCUUGCUGCUCUGCCUUUCAACACAUCCAACAGAGGAUGUGAUCUGACCCAGUCAGCAUGGUUGAUGAAGACAGUGGCGAUCGAGCUGAAGGUGACAGCUGCCCACCAGCAGAUGUCACAACUGAGCUCUCUCAUCAACGUCCUGGUGGUGGACAAGGACACGCUCAGAGCUGAGAGACAUCUAGGUCCUGGUACCACUGGGGCGCAGCUCACACACUCAUUUAAGAGUGAUCUGGUGGAUCUGUCUGCUCCGUACAAACGCCUAAUCUUGCAGCUUCUGGGCGUAUUGUCUUUCAACAUAGAGCCGGUGGUAGCACCUACCUGGGAGUUCUUUGAGCACAAUCAGAUGGAAAAUCUGCUGGCCCAGUGUGAGGUCGGCAGCAGUGGAGGUCUGAAGGUUAUCGAUGUUAAGCGGCUACAUCGGCUACUGAUGGACGAGUUGGGAGUGGUGCAAGGCAGCUCCACGGUGGCUCAGAGACAGCUUAUAUUACGGGAGAUACAGAGUGUGCUGGCACACGCAGUGAAGCGAAACAGACAGCGACACCUAGCCUCUGCGACAGUGCAAUACCUGGAUGCCUGGCGACAAGUGACGGAGGUGUUGUUCUCCGUGGCCCCCACAGAUUCUCUGCCCUUCCCAUUGCGCUUCAGUCUGCUGCUUCAGAUCAUCUUCGAACUUCUCACUAAGGUGUUAAACUCGACGGUGAUGGCAGAGUUGGCGAUCCUGUCAUCGGGUGCAGUGCUGCUGUUGUUUGUCAGCGUCCGCAACUGUUUCACUACUGAGUUGAACAAACUGAGCCUUCAGACCUCAGGACGCAGUGAGGGUGUCGCUGAGGCUGGGGCCAAACUAGCAGCCUUCCUGCAGGCCAAGGAGAACAUCCUUAAGGACAUCAUGUCUUGCAUGCUCAAAUGGAUUCUCAGCUCAGUAUCAUCACAGAAGCUGAGAGCAAACUUGUACGCGGCAUUGUUGAGCUUCCUGCAGCUUAGCCGCCAGCAGUGUGAACCGCUGCCAGCUCUGCCCACAACCAUGGAGUCAUCUGGUAGUUACGUCAGUCUGCUAGACGAGCCGCGAUCUGUGCUCCAGCCCGUGUGGGUCAGCCAACACGCCAGCCUCCAGGUGCUGUUGGGCUUUGGUGAGAGGCUACUAGUUACCCUGUGUCAGGACUUUUCUGGAGGCCAUGAUAUCUGCAAGAUGCUGGCACUAUCCUGCUUGGACCUGAUGGUGGAGCUGGAUCCUCAUGGGCACUGGAUCUCUUUCCUCUCAGCCCGGGGCUACCUCAAAUUCCUAAUUGACAGCUUGUUGGCAGCGGACUCGGACCUCGGAGAUCUUUUGUCAUCCUCGGCUAUCGCCCUGCGCCCUCUCUAUGUGUAUGAGUCCAAGAUGGCACUGUUGUGUAGAGUGGCUUCUACUCCCAGUGGGGCAGAGUUAGUGUUGGAGCAGAACUGUCUGGCCUGUCUAUCAUCCAUGCAGGUGUUUGACAGUCAUCCUGAUAUUGCUCCAAGAUAUCCACAGUCCCGAGUGAACAGCAUGGAGUUGGACUUCGUGCCCUCAGUAAGCAGCCGAUAUCUCCAGUUGCUGUCUCCAGCCUUGGCUCUGUGCCAGACGAUCCUAUCAUCGCUGGGUGUGGAGAACCAGUCGGCUGUGUCACAGGUGUUGCAUUUCAUUUUGAGCCAUGGAGACAUGGUGACUCAGGUAUUGCGAUGUGGGAACCCCUUCAUGCAGCUCAACUAUCUGAAGGAGCUCCAGCAGUUGACUGCCAUCAUCGCCAGGUCAACCAACCAAGAGGUGGCGCGCGUCAUUAGAGAGGGCUGUGGAGACAGGACCAUCAAACUGGAGAGCACGUCUCACUUCCACAAGAUAAAGAACCUCAUGUUGGCACUGCUCAGUAGAUUUGUUUUGUCCGAGUCCGUUCUUAAGGAUCUUGCCAGUUCUGCUGAUCCCGAUAGGAACAACCGAGAACGGAGGGCUGACGUCAUACUGACAUUUAUGCAGAUCUCAGGUAACCUGGUGAUGUAUGCACGGAACCUGAUUGCCAGCUGUGGAUUAGACAAGCCUGCCACAUCUGUCAUUCUGCAACCUUACCUAAUUGAGUCUAACGUUCUCAAUAAUAAAGAGACUUCACUGAGCAAAGAGAUAAGCUUGGGAGUGGUGGUUCAACAGAUGGUGCAGUGCGUCAGUCAUUUCCAUAGAGAGAAAGUUACCCUAGACCUUCUGCUUAGAAAAGUCACAUCUAUUCCCGAUCUCAACUCCACUACUAUCAGAGAGUUCCUGCCAGAAGGUUUCAACCGUUUCAGUUCUCUGGAUGAGUGCAAACAACAAGUAAACCAAGCAAUGCAUAAGGAAGUCCAAGACAAGCGACAGGAGUUGGAGUCCUGUGAGUUUGUCAUAGAGAACUGCCUAUACUUGGUGUGGGCCCACCUAGACUUCUACAUGUUGCAGGCUAUUCCUAACAAAACCUUGGGAAUAGAAAAUGUCAGAGCCCGUCCCCAGCAGUUGGGAGAGGAGAACUGGAAUUUUACAGUGGAACAAAUCAACAAACUGAAGCAAGGUCUGAUCUCGGUUUUCAACGACACUUUCUGUAAAAACCUCAUAGCUGUAACUCAGGACAUGAGUACCAAUGAUCGAGGUUUCGUUGAAGCCCUCAUCAGGAGGAUAAAGAAGUUGAUUCAAUUUGUGCCCAAUAAGUGAAGUUCUUACUCGCCUUGUGUUUUUUACUAUUGUUAAUUUUUAUACUAAGUAUUACAUGAGUAUUUUGUUAAAA